Cryptomeria japonica (Japanese cedar) is the source of this 3054-nucleotide messenger RNA. RefSeq names its product probable LRR receptor-like serine/threonine-protein kinase At1g67720. Gene Ontology annotation, molecular function: ATP binding; protein kinase activity; protein binding. Bases 39 to 2726 code for a protein of 895 amino acids. Lineage: Eukaryota; Viridiplantae; Streptophyta; Pinopsida; Cupressales; Cupressaceae. The transcript has 16 exons. The record is from RefSeq and is a predicted model, not a curated record. Gene Ontology annotation, biological process: protein phosphorylation.
GGCUGCAGUGGCACGUCGCAAACCAGCAGGUCCGAAAGAUGUCAGGCAUGGGGUUGACAAGUAUGUGCUUGUUGCUCUUCACAAUUUUCACUGGAUUGUUCAGUUUCACACUCUCAAAUCCAGAUGGUUCAGGGUUCCUUAACAUCAACUGUGGCGCCAUCGAUAACGUAACAGAUGAUAAUGGCCUACUGUGGAUUUCCGAUUCCCCUUUCAUUAAUUCUCGCAACACUUCGACGACGCGUACAUCAGAAACCAUGUACUUGCAGUUCUGGACAUUAGCCUAUUUUCCGAAUCUGACUGUGAAGAAAUAUUGCUACCUGUUCCCUGUCAAGCCCGGUCUAAAUUACCUAGUUAGAGCAUCUUUUGGUCCAGAUUACACCGUUCCUUUGGCAAGAUUCUUUGACAUAGUUAUCGAGGGAAUCAAGUGGUCUAAAGUCGACCUAUCUGGUUUAGACAAUACGACUUUCCGAUGUGACAUUAUCAUCUUGGCCGCCAAAAGUGAUAGUCUGAGUUUAUGCCUUGCGCGCAAUUCUCAAACAGAACGAAAUCAUUAUGUUUUCAUUUCAAGCAUUGAACUGCGGCCACUCGAAUCUUCUAUGUAUAAUUCAACGGAUUUCCAAAAGAAUGCCUUAGAUGUAGUAGGUAGCAUAAAUUUCGGUGCAUAUUCUGACUCACUACAGUACCCGGACGAUCCAUUUGACCGCCUCUGGUCAUCGUCAGUAGCACUGAACAGCACAGUCAAUAUUACCGCUAAUGACGAUCAGACAAAAUCGUUAGGAAGGGAGUUAGUAAAUAAACCACCCCUGAACGUACUGAGGACUGCCAUUGGGACGGAAGGAGUCACGAAUAUAACUCUUUCAGACAUAUUUGAUGAUAUCUCUGAACCAGGAGUUUACUCUUUUGCACUUUAUUUCUGCAACAUCAACAUGACAAACGCCACACAGAGAUUUGCUGCCUUCAUUAACGAAAACCAAAUAUCAGAUUAUAUAGAGCUUAAAUUUUUGCAGUGCUGGCAAGCAAAUAAAGAUUUACAACUUAACACUUCCGAUCCUAUAAACAUUAUUUUACAACCCAGUACUAUAUCGGAGGUAGGACCAUUCAUAAAUGGAGCAGAAAUGUUUAGGACAUUGGACGUACACACAACCACAUACUUCGGAGAUGUGGUUGCUAUCAGAAAAAUAGCAGAGACGAUAAAUGUUCCAGACGAUUGGACAAGAGGAGAUCCAUGUUUGCCAUCUGAAUAUUCAUCAACAGGGAUAACCUGCAGCCAAGACGAUCCUCCGCGAGUCAUUAUCAUAAAUCUAACAAGAAUGCGUCUCGAGGGCAUCAUACCUACAAAUAUAGCUGACUUAACAGCAUUAACACAGUUGCUGCUAGGAAAUAAUAAUUUGUCCGGCCAUAUUCCGGACCUCAGAUUAUUGAAGAAUCUUACAAAACUGCAACUGCAAAACAACCAACUUACCGGAGAAAUUCCAGAAUCACUGGAGAAGCUUCAAAUGUUAACUCAACUAUUUCUACAGGACAAUAAAUUGGAGGGGACCGUCUCAAAAAGAUUACUGAGAUCGAGCUUAGACCUUCGUGUUGAUCCUCAAAAUGCUAUUCCAGAAGGCAGCCGCAAAAUUAAUGGUUGGGUGAUCGGACUUUCAAUUGGGUGUUCGGUAGUGUUGGUUUUAGUCAUCUUUUCUGGUAUUUUGUUGCGGAGGCACAAACACCCAUUGGAACAUCUUCUGACCACAGAUGUUCCAAUUUCAUCUCAACAACACAUAUCUGCAGAUGAAAAUAUUCAAAAUGAUUAUCACAGGCUGGCUAUUGAAUACACAGAGGAAGAUAUUAAAACUUCUACCGCUAACUAUUCCACACUCAUUGGUAAGGGAAGCUUUGGAUCUGUAUUUUAUGGCAGACUUUCAGGAUAUGAGGUUGCGGUCAAAAUACUUGGGAGUAAUUCUACUCAAGGCCAGCAAGAGUUCCAGAAUGAGGUAACCGUACUUUCAAGAAUAUAUCAUAAGAAUCUUGUAAAUCUUAUUGGGUAUUGCAGACAAUCCAUAAUGGCAUUGGUCUAUGAAUACAUGCCGGGUGGAACACUGACUGAUCAUCUAUAUGGCGUCGCCAGAUUGGUAAAACCGCUUGAUUGGAAUACGAGACUGACAAUUGCUCAACAAACCGCGGAUGGUUUGCUCUACCUGCAUCAGGGUUGCUAUCCUCCAAUCAUACACAGAGAUAUAAAGUGUAGUAAUAUACUGCUGGAUAACAGAAUGUCUGCAAAGGUAGCUGACUUUGGCAUAUCAAAACUGGUAGAGAGUUCCAAAGGUUAUACAAUAACCGAAGUGAAAGGGAGCAUGGGUUAUCUUGAUCCUGAAUACUUCGCAACAUCAUCAUUAAAUGAGAAGACCGAUGUCUACAGUUUUGGAGUGGUUUUAUUGGAGAUUAUUUCUGGAGUAUCACCCAAGGACGGAACUGUACAAUCGGCACACAAUCUGCUUUCAUGUGGCAAACUAGCAGAGCUUAUGGAUUCCUCAUUGGGUAGCCGAUAUAACGUAGAAUCAGCUUGGAAAGUUGCAGACAUAGCAUACCAGUGCGUGGAAAAGGAGUCAACAAACAGACCCAAAAUGAGUGCAGUGGUGAAAGAAUUGGAAGAAGCUGUGACACUUGCAUCUGGUGAAAAAAGCGAUUCUGCUUCAAAUACCAUGGCCUUUUCUAAUAUUGGUGACAUGCCCAGCCCUAGGUAGUAAGAUGUUACAAUAAUCUUUUGACCGGUUGUGGCUCAAUUGUAAUUAGUUGUGUAACACAUCUUUAGGCACAGUUUGUGUAAUUGAAUAAUGUCGUGUGAAAGGGACAGAUAUUAUAUAACGUCUACUAAUGUCGACCUAUCUACUGUAUUUUUAAUAAUUCGUGAUCAGCUCAACGAUAUUUAGAGUCGGCUGGGUAACGGCAUGUUGCCUGUAGAAGAUCGGCGUGCAUUUCUUCCAUCAUAUAAAUUCGAAGUAUGUGUUUACAAUUCAAAUCCUUUAUAGCUAUGAUUAGCAAACUAAAUCACAGGUAACAGAAUGUGUUGGA